AAAAAAAAAAAAAAAAAAAUCGAUCAAGAGAUGUGGCUAAGAAAAAAUCCUUAACACGUUUCUGUAUGCAUCUAUGCGAGAUCAUCUAAUAUGGGAGAAUGGUUGGUCAUAGAAUUAUUACGCUGAUAUUCUUUCUAGCAGCAUGGCACAAAGCAGCAACUUUAGUGCCAGUAAGAUCUGUGGCCGUAGAUAUAGGUCAAAAUUUAACAUUAGCAUGUGCAGAAGAAGAUGCACUGCCACAAACAGGAGAAUCCAUUGGGGUCAUGUGGAUAAGGGAAGGACGAGAAGAUGGACAAAUUGAAAGAUUAAAAGUUGAGCCUAAUGGAGCUUUGGAACUUAUUAAUGUUAGUGCACAUGAUGCUGGAAACUAUUCAUGCACUUUAGAUGAUGAUCAUGAUGCUGUUAAAACUAGAAUUAAUGUACAAGUUAGAACUCCUCCUCCAGCUUUACAUAAUGUAUGGGUUAAACCAUCAACAAUAUUGGCAAAUAUUCUUUGGGAAGUAGCUGGCACAGGUGGUUAUCCUAUCAUAGAUUUCACUGCCGAAUAUCGUCUUAAACCGAAUGAGGGUGAAGAACCAGAAGACUGGAAACCUAUUCUCCCAACGCACAUUCCUCCAAAUUCUAGGCAAAUUGAUGUGUAUCACUUGGUGCCAAACACUACCUAUUCUUUUCGAGUAUGGGCAACAAAUCAAUUAGGAAGAGGAGACAUUGUUGAGGUUGAUGGUCAUACUCAUCAUAGUAUUGAAGAAUUGGAACUUGCAAGACAUCUCUUAGCAGGUGUAGAAAAUUUUGAUACUCGUGUCUGGGUGGCAGCAGUAGGCAUAGUUAUGGGUACACUUAUGAUUCUUGGUAUAGGUACUUGUUACCUCCUCUAUCGUGAGUGCAAAGUACCCUCGCAGCUGGAGGAGCAGGAAGUGAUUGAACUUGUACCAAAUAUCAUUCUGAAUCCAGGAUUUUUCGACGAAAGAACAGAACACAUUCCACAAGAUGAAAAUUUUAAUAACCAAACCACUACACGCUUAAACAAUAAUAGCGUUGUGCAACCUAUGCGACUUUAGCGAUUAAAUAUUUAGAUUUCUGUGGCUAAUUUUUAUUAACAAGUGGCUUGAGCACAAUUUAUGUGUCACCUUAAACGUAAGUAACUGGAAUUAUAAGAGGCCUCGAAUCCGCCAAAUGUCACGAAGCGUAGACUCAAAUAUGCGAUGAAAAUGAUAAUUAUGCAAAGAGGAAAUUUAUGUUUAUAGUCAGAAAAUCGUAAAAUGCAUCAUAAAUUUCGAAUAUUCUAAGGAAGUAAAUUUUUCACUUACAAUACAAUGUAAAGUGUUCAAAGCAUAUGUAAGACUCUGCUAGGUUUUGUGAAAUGAAGUAGCACAUUUUUGAGAAUGUUUAUCAGGAUGUUCUAAUUAAAAUUCAAUGUUAUUGCUCAGUAAUCGAGCUUAAACUCAAGAACUCCUGUAAUCGAAAAAAAAAGAUUAUUCUUAGUAAGACUGUAAUUCUAAGAACAAAAGACAAAAUUUCCAAGAAACUAAAAUCAUACGACAUUAAUAUUAAGUGGUGAAUCUUUCUCUUAUAUCCUGCAUGAACAUGUUUUUUACACAAUUAUUUUUAACCAUUAUCUAAUGAAAAUGAAAUUUUAAUGGACAAUAUCAUGCAGGAAGUAAGAUUUUUGCUAACAACACAUUCAAUCAUUCAAUAAAUAAAUUUUGUCAAAUACAAGGUAUGAUAAAGGCUUGCUUACUGCCGUUUUAAGGUGUGCAGAAGUCAUUGGUAAAAAAGUUCCUUUUGCGUAUCUUUAUAAAAGUUUUUUUUUAUUUAUUAUUAUUAUAAGAAUGAUUUUUUUUUUAGAUAAUAUUUUCUUCCAAAAUAAUUAAUAUUACAAAAAUUAAUGCACCAUAUACUCUUUCUGGAAAAAUCCUGCGAAUCAGAGAAUGUAAUAUAAAAAUCAUAUAUAAUUAGAAAAGUCAUUUUAUAUUUAUGUUCUUUCUAAUAAUAUUAUAUUUCUCAUAUUUUUAAUUUUGCAUGUGAUCAUUCAAAUAUGUCUAAUACUUCAACAUGCUUUUGCACUACCUUAAUAACAAAUGCAAUAUCCACUGCUAUUAUAAAAAGCUAUAAAAUCAAAUUUCAUCAAAAAUAAAUUUUAACAAAUAUGAGAUUGCACAAUUCCGAUGAACAAUAAAUUUCAGUACAUAAACUUUUUUAGAAAAGUUAAAAACACUCAUUAAAGCAUUAUAAUAUCUAGCAAGUAAGAAUUAUUCAUAAACUUCAUAUAUUUGGUUAAAUUCAUUCCAUUCAGAUUAGUAGUAAAUAUAGGACAAAAUAGAAUAAGUUAAAAUAUUUUGGAUAUCAUCUUUGAUAGAAUCAAGUUUAAUAAUCAAUUGUUAAAAUAGAUCUUUUCCAAAUAUUAAUUUGUUAUGAGAAAUAUCAUCUCAUUCAAAUUACAUACAAAAUUUAACUUAGUCAAUCAAUAAGGUUGAUGAUUUUGAUAAAAGUUCUUCCUGUACAAACAAAUACAUAAUUAUUUUCCACAAUUUACACGUAGUACCAUAUCAGAAUUCAUCAUUAUGUAAAAAGUAUAUUAAAGUAUAUAAAGAUAAUAAUAAUGAGUGCUUAGUGUUGAAGCUUUUUUUAAAAAUUACAAAUAAAAUAGAUUUAUAGUUAUAUUACUUUUUUAAAUGAAAUUUUUCUCAGGAAAGAAGAUAAAUUUUAUUUAUUCUUCUUUUAUUAUUUUUUGUUAAUUAAUUUUGAUUAAAACACCUUAAGUGAUGGAUGUGGAAAUGGUUGUGGAAAUUGAUUCUCGUAUCUAUUAGUCUUUCAUGUGUUACUAGUAAAGCUCAUAAUAUAAGAAACAUAAUACCUUAACAAUUCUACUUAAAAUAAUUAUAUAAGUUAAAUAUUGCUUUUGUCAAUGUAAGAGAUACUGACAAAAAGCAAUUUGGUGCACGCAGGUUGUAUAAAUAUUGGUUGUGCGUUGUUACAUUGAAGCUUUGUGAUCUGUUCCUCUCUAAAAUAUAAUCUUAUAGGGAUGAAUAGAUUCAAUUCGGCUUCGUACUAUGCACUCUGUGUUGUGAAUGGUAUAUAUACGCGCUAAUGAAGAAAUAAUACGAUAACAAUAAUGAUAACAAUAUAAAUAUAUAUAUAUUUAUAUAGCCGAGGCAUCAUAAUAUUUUAGCUAUAAGCAAAGACAAUUUUUUAUAUAAAUUAAUAAUAAUGCUGAAAUGCAAUGAUGAAUAUUUAUCUACAUAUUCAUAUAUUUGGGUAAUUUUGUGCUAUGAUAUCGAGCUUCAAAAGUGAUCUAGUAGACGCUCAUUAAGAGUAUUUCAUGUAGAAUAUCAUGUUCCUCUUUCCAUUUAGAAGAGUCAUGUUUUUUAUUUUCUUUUUAAAAAAUUACAUAAAAUAAUCUUCAUAUAAAUCUUAUUCAAUGUAUAUUAUUUUUGCAAACUAAUAAUGAUUUUAAUAUUAUUUUCCUAUGAAAAUAAUUUUUUCUUUCUUCAUUUAAAAAAGUAAUACAUCAUAUUACUUUAAAACAUGACUCUUUAUUCUAUCAUGCACAUUCAAACUAUAAUCACUUGUUUCUUCUGAAAAAUAUAAAUAUAUAUUUCUGCUGAAAUAUAUAACAAUAAAUGUAUUGUAAUUUAAAUAUUUAACUGUCUCUAUCAAAGCUGUCUGGUGAAGGCAUAGAUUUUGCAUUUAGCGGCAUUAAUAAUGUGGUAAAGCCUGAUAAAAAAAAGAAGUAUAAAUGUUACUUGAUAUAUAAAAUGGAAAAUUAUUCUUAUAACUAUCAGCUGCUAUGAAAACUAAUAAUAAAAUUUAAUCCUUUGAUUUUAGAAUUCUGCCAUUGUAUACCAUAGAUUUGCAUAUCUACUUAUAAACAGUCAUAAAAUAAUUUCAAUUAUAUUAGAAAUACAAUCAAUAAAAUAAUAUCAUUAAGAUCAAGAUAAAUAGUAAGAUAAUUAUGAUUUUUUAAUUAAAUAAUCUUUUUAAUAAAAUAAUCUUUUUAAUUAAAUAAUAUUAUAUAAAAUAUUAAUUUUCUGUAAAUUAAGUAUUUAAAAUUAAUUAUGAUAUUAACAAACUUAUUAUUAUCUUAUUAUUAAGUUAAAUUUUAUCAUAUAAUAUUUUUAUCUUCCUAUACAAAAAAAUGAUCAAAGAUUAUAAUGAUGUAAAAUAGAUAUAUUUUUAUGAAGUAGACAUUACAGUAUUGUAAAGUUAAAUUUAUAACUACAAUGAUAAUGGCAGAUUUUUAUGUUAUACUAUAAAUUAUACAAAAUUGAUAAAAAAAUUUUUAAUCUGUUUCUAAUCAAGACUGCUUUUCUUCAUCUAAUUCUUAUUUCUUUCAUUUUAUUCUCUUUUGCAUUGAUAAUCAUACAAAUAUAAAGCUAUUAAGCAUGUGCAUAACAUUAUACCUUUUGUAGUAAAAUAUAUUGCAUUAAUAUAUUUACUUCACAUAACACAUUCAUAUGAAAUAUAUUAAGUACAGCACAAUAUAAUAGAAUAGUAUAAUGGUUGCUGGUGGCACCAUGAAUCGUCCCUAACAUACAUAUUGCUUGCCUAUGACAUGUGAGAAGAAUAAGAAAUUUUUGUAGUAUGUAGUUUUUACAAAAAGCUUUUCAAAUUGCUUGUUGUAUUCUUUUUUACAAAAAACUCAUUUAAUUAUAUGAGAUUUUUUAAAUUAUAUAUGUAUUUACAAAUCAUAUUUGUAAAUACUAAUCAUCAUUUUUAAAUUCUUUUACUUUUUGUAAAAACUACACAUCUGUCGUAUCAUUACCUACUAGACUAAUAAUGUUAGUUUAACAUCCUUAUAUUAAGUGAUGGUAAAAGAGAUUUAAACAAUAUCUCCAUAAAUAAUGUUAUAGCGAAUAAGUAUUAAUCUUGGUAUUAAUUAUGCAAUAUUCAGUUAUAGAUUAGCUAAAUAUUUUUGGUAAUUUCUUUACAUGAUUAUUUAUUUUGUAAAAAAAUCGAAAAAACAAAAACAUGUUAGAAUCGAAAUUUGUAUAUAGUAUUCGCAUUAUUGUUUUGUUUUUAUAUUUUGUUCAUAUUUUAUAAAAUGUUAAAUAUGAUUGAUUCAUUAAUUUACUUUAUUUACAUUAAUUUUAUUAUAUAUGUGAGCGCGCGUGUGUGUGUGUCUUAAAUUAAAAUAAUUCUAUAUGCAUAUUGUUCGUGCUAAAUCAGCAUUAUUUUUAGUUUUAAUCUAUACAUAUAACAUAUAAAUUGAUUCCACUGUCAUAAUGUGUAAAAAAAAAUUUUCCUAAUAUCAAUAUGUUCAUAGUUUAUUUUAUGAACUAUGAACAAUGCACAUUCCAUCACGUACAAAUAUUACAUUAAAAGAUAAAAAUACAAAAAUAUAAAUGCUUGGGUUAAAAAUUGUUUAAGUAUUUUUAUGGAGAAAAUAAAGAAAGUCAAGGUUGUGCUUGAAUGUCUGAUACUCAUUAGUUAAUAUACAUAUAUUUAGCUUUCAUACAAUCAGAAAACAAAUAUUAGUUACAUAUCAAAGAGAAUAGAGCAAAUUAGUUUAGUCACUUUUUCACCUAAAUACUGAUUGCAAUCAUCAAAUAUGAACUAUAUUGACUGCUAUAUCUUGUUAAUUUUUAUAAUAGUUGUUAAAAAUGUUUAUAAAAAUAUUUAAAUAAUUGAAUGAAUUAUCUUAUAAUAUUAAUAUUAUGAAAAUAAUUUGAUGUACUAAUUGUAUUAUUUUAUUAUAUAUGAUUUAUUUAUUGAAUGAAUGUACUAAAUAUAUUAAAUUGCAAUCAGAAAUAAUUCUAAUAUAUUUUUUUUAAGUGUUUAUUAAUUAUAGUAUUUUACAUACCAUUGUAUUAUCAUAGCAGUAUACAUGACCAGCAUACUUAAUAAUGUAUGUAUUAUAUAAUUCUAAUUCUAUAUCAUCACAAUGGUUGUCACAAUGGUUGUCAUUAUAAUCAUCAUAUUUCAUAUAAGAAAUCAUUGAUUUAUUUAUAAAAAUCAUUAAAAAUAUUAAUACAAUAAAUAAUCAUUCAUAC
This is a messenger RNA of Apis cerana (Asiatic honeybee), 5990 nucleotides long. Its product is annotated as neuronal cell adhesion molecule. Lineage: Eukaryota; Metazoa; Arthropoda; Insecta; Hymenoptera; Apidae. Gene Ontology annotation, molecular function: protein binding. The record is from RefSeq and is a predicted model, not a curated record.